Molecule: messenger RNA, 2266 nt
Organism: Etheostoma cragini (Arkansas darter)
Lineage: Eukaryota; Metazoa; Chordata; Actinopteri; Perciformes; Percidae
Product: E-selectin-like
Exons: 13
Coding region: 210-2096 (628 amino acids)
Biological process (GO): leukocyte tethering or rolling; response to cytokine; heterophilic cell-cell adhesion
Cellular component (GO): external side of plasma membrane; membrane
Molecular function (GO): oligosaccharide binding; sialic acid binding
Source: RefSeq, a predicted model, not a curated record
UAGGGCCUUUUUUAUUAAGUAAACCUAGUCCCUGCAUGUGUAGGCUGUGUGCCAGGACAAUCAAGAGUUAUGGGUGGUAGAGCGGUGAUCUUCAUGAGAGGAAGUUACAGCAAAAGUGAUAUGACACAAUUUUGUCAUUGACUCAUUCACUGAAGGACAAUAAAUACCACUUUGCCGUAGAUUUCCUGCAUAGUGACCAACAGGCUCAAAUGAUGUUUCAAGAAUUGGUUGAUACUAGACGAGGCCUGCAUCGCAUGGUGCAAGUAGCUGCAUUUGUAGUAUUUGUCCACGAUCUGAGCAGUGGCGGAGCAGCGCAGGCAUGGACCUACAACUACAGCACCAUUCCCAGCCGUGGAUGGCCUGAGGCCCGCCAGUGGUGCAUGCAGCACUUUACAGACAUGGUGCCCAUCCGGAACCAGGAGGAGAGUGACUUCAUCAAUAAUCUGCUGCCGUUUAACCCGAGAUAUUACUGGAUAGGCAUAGUCAAAAAGGAUGGGAAGUGGAUCUGGCAAGAAACCUUUGAGAAGGUGCCUAAAAAGGCUCAGAAUUGGGCACCAGAGGAGCCAGAUAACCUAGCGGAUCAGGACUGUGUGGAGAUGUACGUAAAGAGGGAGAAAGACACAGCCAAGUGGAACAAUGAAAACUGUCGCAAGAAAAAGGGAACCGUCUGCUACACUGACUCUUGUAGACAGAAUUCCUGCAGUGCCAAUGCCAAUUGUGUGGAGACAAUUGGGAACUAUAUCUGCCAUUGCCAUCCUGGUUUCCUGGGGUCACACUGUGAAGAGGCCAUCACAUGCAAACCAUUGCUGGAUCCAGAAUGGGGAUCUCACAACUGUUCCUAUCCCUAUGGGUCAGAUCGUUUCAACUCUUCCUGCAGUUUUCACUGUGAACUUGGCUUUCAGUUGGUAGGUGUGCCACAACUGCUUUGCCAAGCCAGUGGACGUUGGAACCACCCUGUUCCUCAGUGUCAAGUGGUACAGUGCAACAGUUUAAAGGCUCCACCCAAUGCUAGCAUGGAAUGUCAGGACCCUCAAGGAGUGUACAGCUAUGGCUCAAUAUGUUCCUUUCAAUGUGAAGAAGGAUUUGAUCUGGUUGGCACAAACCUGACGAAAUGUUCUUCCCAGGGAAACUGGAGUCAUACACUUCCUGUUUGCCACGCUAAGAGGUGUAAACCAAUAAAUCCUCCUCAUGGCUCCCUUAACUGUUCUGACCCAAAUGGUUCCUUCAGUUUUGGCUCUCGGUGCACUACAACCUGUGAUGAGGGCUUUCUACUGAACGGAACAGCCAGCACUGAGUGCACCUCCCUGGGCAUGUGGACCACAGAAAUACCCAAUUGUCUUGCUAAGAGAUGUCCCACUGUGAACGCUUCCUCUCAUGGCUCCUUAGUGUGCAUAGAUCCUCAUGGAGAGUUCAGUUUUGGUACUUGGUGUACAUCAACAUGUGAGGAGGGCUUUCUCCUGAAUGGGACGGCUGACAUGGAGUGCACAUCUUUAGGCACUUGGAACAGAGAAUUACCCAACUGUCAGGCACAACCAUGCCCCCUACUGGCCAGUGCUCCACAUCAUGAGAGGAUGGACUGCAGCCACCCAUACUCUCCUUUCAGCUAUGGCUCCCACUGUGACUUUGAAUGUGACGAGGGCUUCUGGCUGAGAGGAACACUGACUAUAACAUGCAACAACUCAGGCCACUGGAGUCAAGAUCCACCCACCUGCCAGCCUAUACAGUGUGAGUCCAUUCGUGCCUUGUCUUCAUCCCUGUCUAUGAACUGCUCACAUCCUCUGGGCAACUUUAGCUUUGGCUCCCAGUGUCUUUUCACCUGUGAUGAGGGAUUCUCCCUGAAUGGCACAGACGUGUUGCUUUGCUCCUCCACUGGGUUUUGGAAUGCCAGCCUGCCUACCUGCACAGGUAUGCCAGUGGGGUGGACUGCCAUUCUGCUGUCUACAGGUUUAAGAGCAGUUUACGUUGUUGUGCUCCUUAUCCUGAUAGCGCUGGCUGUGGUGGUGAUAAUGAGAUUUAAGAAAGGAAAUACGAUCACGGAACCGCAUGCACCAGCAUGGGGAGACAAAGAGACUGCAGCAUUUGAUUUUAAGACUUGAUUUUUGCAGCAAAUUUAAAUACUGCACUGAAAUGCAUGCUGUAAUUAUAUGAAGCUUGGCAGUUGUUGUAUGAUGCUGGUUAAAAUACAGUAGGAUUAGAGCUUCACUGUAACUGAUUUUUAUGCACACGUUGCAUAAAACAGUUAUCCUUUAAGUCAUAAAGCAAAGUU